AUGGGCUUUGGAGAUUUCGAGACGAUAUGUCGCAAGAGUGCAUUGCCAGUGUGCUCCGUUGUGGGUCCUACGAAUCCUAUUUCGAACAGCACGACAGGCAUCCAAGCAACCUGCUACGCCCGAAACAUUGAACUGGCCAACACCAUCAUCUUCGAGGCUGCAACCGAUUUCAUACACAUAUUGGCGUUAGGCAUGGCGGCUAUCAUGGUGCUGCAUGUGCGCUCGAAAUUUACAGCUGUCGGUCGGAAAGAGAUCACCACCUUCUUUUACAUUUACAUGGCUUUGACCAUGACCUCAUUGAUACUGGACGCUGGAGUCAUACCUCCGGGAUCGAGCACUUUCCCUUACUUCGUGGCCGUGCAGAAUGGCUUCACUUCCGCCCUGUGCACUUGCCUCCUGAUCAAUGGCUUCGUCGGUUUUCAGCUGUAUGAAGACGGAACAAGGCAAUCCGUGUGGUUACUCCGGGGCUCUUCGAUCGGCAUGUUCGUUAUCUCAGGCGCAGUAUCCAUCUUGACGUUCAAAGGGAGAGCUGGGUUGGGUCCAACCAACACUGUUGGCCUAUUCGUGGUGCUGUACCUGAUUAAUGGCAUAUGCUUGUUGAUCUACUUGGCCAUGCAGAUCAUACUCGUUACGAAUACCCUGCAAGAUCGCUGGCCGCUCGGAGAUAUUUCCUUUGGGGUUUUCUUCUUCGUCAUUGGCCAGGUGAUCCUCUACGUGUUCAGUGAUACUAUCUGCAACGCCGUAUCGCAUUACCUCGACGGAUUAUUUUUCGCUACAAUAUGCAACCUCCUAGCAGUCAUGAUGGUCUACAAGUACUGGGACUCCAUUACCAAGGAAGAUCUUGAAUUCAGCGUCGGCACGAAGCAAGGCAAUUGGGAAGUCAAGGAGCUCCUUCCUGAGGAUGACCGACGGGGAACCAUCUAUCACGACGGCACUUCGGAGUAUGCAAGCAGCACGUACCCCCUCCGCGAUUCGAACUAUGGCGGCUAG
Molecule: messenger RNA, 990 nt
Organism: Letharia columbiana
Lineage: Eukaryota; Fungi; Ascomycota; Lecanoromycetes; Lecanorales; Parmeliaceae
Exons: 3
Coding region: 1-990 (329 amino acids)
Biological process (GO): protein folding
Cellular component (GO): endoplasmic reticulum membrane
Source: RefSeq, a predicted model, not a curated record